AGACUAACGUUAUAAAUACAGAAAACACCCGACUUCACCACCAGUUAAACGCCCGUGUCCAAAACAACCAGAUCUCUACAAGUCACUACUGACACAGACACAAGAUGAGGGUCCUACUUACCGUGGCCGCAUUGUGUGUAGUAGCCAUAGCGGUGACCGCUAGACCUAACGGUCAAGGCGGGAGCCGACAGGAAGCAAGACGAAAUCGAUGCCGAUACGAUCGAUCAGUGGCGUGGGAUCGGACAGCGUGCAAUGUGGACGGGGCCGAUCUGGAUGUCGCCAUGGCAACCAGAACCUCUCCGCUGUUGUCUGGAGCAGAAGGAUGCGAUGCCACAAAAACUGAGGAAGUGAAAUGUAGUGAGAUCGACGAACGAAUAGCGCGACAAGAAAGAAUGGAAGAAAGGAAAGAGAUGAAGAAGUUGCAUAGGGAAAAUGGUUGUAAAUACGACUUUUGGACAGCCGAAUGGAACAAAACGGCAUGCGAGGAAGUUGGUGCCGAUCUGUCCCAAGCCAGGGGAACAGUUACCAUGACGCUAGUCUCCCAGGGUCAGCAGGAAUGUCCCCUGGUCAAGGUCAAGCCCGUUUCCUGCAACAGAUUCGAGAAGUGGUCAUACUGGAAAAAACAGCUCAUGGAAUUGAAGAAGAAAAUAAAGGAAAUGAAGCACGAGAAGAUUGCGUCUAAACGACAGGAAAAACAGUCGACCACAGAGCAGACGGCCACAGAACAGCAAACCACAGAACAGUCAACAUAAAAACAGCUGGGCUCAUUGGCAACUAAAUAACUUACAAACGGAAAUUAUGACUGUGCUUAUUGGUGACUCUGCCUGAAACUGAGUUACCGUGGAGAUUUCGUGAAGGUUUCUAAUGAAGAUUUUACUCGCUCCUCAAACUUUACAUGACUUGGUAAAUGAAAUUACAUCAAAUUACCAACAUUCAUGUUUUGAGGAACAUUUCGCAAGACUAGGUUAUAUUGUUAAAAAGA
Molecule: messenger RNA, 982 nt
Organism: Mizuhopecten yessoensis (Yesso scallop)
Lineage: Eukaryota; Metazoa; Mollusca; Bivalvia; Pectinida; Pectinidae
Exons: 3
Coding region: 105-752 (215 amino acids)
Source: RefSeq, a predicted model, not a curated record